Molecule: messenger RNA, 535 nt
Organism: Dimorphilus gyrociliatus
Lineage: Eukaryota; Metazoa; Annelida; Polychaeta; Dinophilidae
Source: the annotation of a GenBank genome assembly
AAUGCUCUGUCAAAUUGAUGCUGGAAAUACUAAAGAAAAAUAUUUAGAAAGAUUAACAAAUAUUGAAAUUAAAUUAGUAUCUAACUUGAAAAUUUCAAUAAGUUUUGAAAAUGAAAAACAUAUUGUAAAUUACAAUUACUUUAUUGAGAGCAAAGAUGAAAAGAUCAUUGUAUUUUAUCUAAAUAUAGACAUUACUAAUCAGAUAUUGGAAAAUAAUAUGAGACAGCAUGCUAAAGAGUUGGCAAAACAUAUCUUGUUUGAUUUGAAAGAUGAUAAAAAGACAGUUUUUAAAACUUUAUUCCAAUCUCUAUAUUCUCCUAAAGUAAAUGACAUAUCAAGUAUUUUAGCUGAUAAUAAAUUUACUAUGCAAAAGUGUGUUGAAAAUCAUACUCUACCUGGUCGAAUAUUGUUGGAAGAAGAAAGUUUAGAUCUAUUUCUUAUAAGAUCAGAAUUUGAAAUAAAUGAAAUGGUCAUAUAUCAGGAAACAACAAAUUUAACUACUUUCUUGACUGAAAAUGUUGCCAGUGAAGAGUAA